ACACGACGCACCCCACAGCAGGUACAUCUUGGCGCGCGCGACUACGACGAUCGACGGACGACAUGACCUUGACGCAAGAACAACAACAGGACUGCGUGCACAAGAUCAGUACAGUGCGCAUGUUUGCGUAUUGCAAUGAACGAGCCUUACGUAAAUUGUGUGCGCGUGCAGUCGCGGAAACGCACCCAAAAGGCAGCGUGUUGUUUCAUCAAGGAUCGCCGCAAACGAAAUUGAUUGUUGUCGCCCGAGGCACAGUUGCGGAGAUGAAAGAUAUCAACGGACAAGUCCACUCGUGGGGCGAAGUCACACCCGGUAUGGCGUUGGGAAGCAACCAUGCCCUGCGCGAAGACGCCGCGGCCGCAACGGCCAAGUGUGUCACCCCUGUUCUUGGGUAUUCGUUGACCUCGCAAUCGCUGUCUCAACUCCUCACCGAUCCUGAAAUUGCUACAGACGUCAUGUACUCGCUCAACAGAGAAGUCCGCCGCCACAUAAAUCUUCUCAACACUCCCUUGCUUGAACAACAUGCAAAACCCACCCCCAUCUUUGCCACUUCCGUUGCCGCAAGUGUGGAAUCCUUCUACCGCAGUGCACUGAACUCGUUCUUGAACGCCAGACUGACGGGACAAGCUCCGGCAACGUUGUUUCCGAACAUGGGCGUGCAAAUUCCAACUCGUGUCGCUUAUAUCAAUGGAUUCAAGGGCAUUCGACAUUACCUCGAAAAGAACAUUGACGACGAAACGUACGAAAACCCAGGUUACAUUCGCGUCGCCAAAGCUGUUGCACCUGGUAUCAUCAUGACGCCUGUGAGCAGUAUGCUGGAAGCAUGCAAUGCUGGUCACAUGAACCCCGAGCCAUUGGCGACGCGAUGGAUCCGGGGGUGGGCUCCCCGUGCCGUGCGUGAAAUCAUCUUUGGUGUGGGUCUCAAUCAAUUGUCCGACUACUGCGAAGAGCGCAUUCCUCUGGACGACUCGCAACCCAUAUUGAAGAACGCUCUGGGGAGUAUGGUCGCCGGUGUGUUCGCUGGGUACUUCUCGCACGUGCCGCACAACUUGUCUACGCUCAAGUUGAUGAACCCGCAAAAGACGUAUGGCCGUCACAUGAACGAUCUCAUUGAGCACGCGAAUGCCCGUGUGCCCGCCAACAUUACGUCUCCUCAAGCACGACGACUGGUUGCCACCACUUUAGCCUUCGUCUUCCCCAAGGGACUCAGCAUUCGAACGACGCAAAUCGUCGGGUCGUUCAUCAUCCUCAACGGCACAAUCAACUCGCUCAAGGACUUGGACGUUUAUAACAUUCCCACGACUGUGUCGUCUGUCCUGACCCGGUGAAGACAUCUCGUCGACGGAAUCCAGUGCCCCACGGUAGCAGUGUGUGAAUUUAACAACCUUGACUUAUAGAAACUAGCCAUGGCCAAGCGCACUUCGCCCGAUAGUCAUAUCGUGGCGGUGUUGAAGCCGCGACAGCUUACACACGCGGACAGGGGCCGAAUGAUCGAUGUACCAUCAUGAAACGUGCUCUCGUCCAUUCGUUUUCGACAUGGUGGCCACCACGCGAUCGUUGUCAAAUUCACUCACUUGUUUCUUAUCGGACGUUUGGUGCACCAUGUCAAUACCUCAUGCACUCGACCGCUUCCUCUUUCCAUCCAAUCUCUACAUCGUCAGCGACGCUUGCAUGUCUUCCUUGGCUUCGUCCUCAUGGAACGGAUGACUCGGACGGUCGUGAUACUAUGUGCACAUGAG
Molecule: messenger RNA, 1739 nt
Organism: Aphanomyces invadans
Lineage: Eukaryota; Oomycota; Saprolegniomycetes; Saprolegniales; Verrucalvaceae
Exons: 1
Coding region: 63-1328 (421 amino acids)
Source: RefSeq, a predicted model, not a curated record